This is a messenger RNA of Culex quinquefasciatus (southern house mosquito), 3879 nucleotides long. RefSeq names its product cap-specific mRNA (nucleoside-2'-O-)-methyltransferase 1 (gene Cmtr1). Gene Ontology annotation, cellular component: cytoplasm; nucleus. Lineage: Eukaryota; Metazoa; Arthropoda; Insecta; Diptera; Culicidae. Gene Ontology annotation, biological process: 7-methylguanosine mRNA capping. The transcript has 5 exons. The coding region runs from base 1198 to 3780 and encodes 860 amino acids. The record is from RefSeq and is a predicted model, not a curated record. Gene Ontology annotation, molecular function: methyltransferase cap1 activity; nucleic acid binding.
UACUGUCAAAUCAAGAAUUCAAUAUCCAAAACAAGUGUCGGGUAGUGUAAGUGAAUUCUGUGACUGGAAAACUAAGCAUGAAGUGAAAAGUGAAUCUUUAAACCUAAAAUUGCAAGAAGAGUUAAAUUUAUCGCAUAAAGUCACAACAAAACAUGAAAUAUAUGGCGUACAAAAUCUAUUUGACCAAGAAUUCAUAACACUCAUGGUAUGCCCUAGUGCUAACCAUCAGAAAUCGCAGUUAAACCAAGUUCAGUUACAUUAAAACAAAGUUACCGUGUUUAAAAUAACUCCAAUUAAAAACCACUGUGAGUUAGUUUCCGGGGUUUCCGGUUGUGGCCCGCAUGCAUCGAAUUCUGACCAAACGAAAUUGAAAAUUUCCAUAUUUCCGGAUGUAAACAAUCGAGCCAGCCGUACCAACAGCGAGGUCUGGGCAUGCGUGGUAGAUGGCUUGCGAAGAAAGUGUUUUGAAGAGCGGAGCCCUAAAAGGCUACUCAACAAACCAACCAAAUCCGCUAGCCAAGCCGCGCCUACUCACCGCCAGAGGCGCGCGCGCGCGUCUUUCUUGCUGCUGCGGUUGAAGUUUCUGUCAGUGACGCACCCCGGCGCGCUAGAACUGUCACUUUUGCACGGUGCCGCCGCCAGCAUAUCUGAUGUAAACAAAAGCAUUACAGCUGUUCGCGAGGUGUGUGUGCUUUGGGGCAGUUUUUAUCGGAAAAAUCGUGUUUCCACCGGCAAGUGAUUGUGAAUUCGGGGGAUCUGUAAAGUAGCAGUAAGUUUAAGUGGGAUUGACGGUGAAUUCAGUGGAAUUUUAGAAAUUGUUGGUGCGUUGCAGCUGUCAGAGGUGGCAAAAGGAAGACUUUUGGUGAUUUGCUGGAGGAAGACUUUCUUACUUGUUUCAAAUCGCCGAAAAACAGCAUGUGCUUCUAGCUUAUAAAUAACCUUUCGGCUUGUAUUGAAUAAUUGCAACACAAGGAACAUCAUUCUACAGGAUAUUUCAGUUCGAUUUUAAUUCAUGAAUUUUAAAGUAUUCAAAAUAUACUUUUAAUGUAACGAAGCCGACGAUCGAAUUAUCGAAACAAAUAUAUCUUAUCGAAUGUCAACAUAAAUUACCAGCAUCCAAGGAAUCCACGCGAUUUAAGGACAGUCAAUUCGAAAAACAAAGCAACCCACAACUUUCGUGUGAAGUCCUUCCACACGAUGCCCUCGUACAACAGCCACACCAUGCUGGGGGCCAAGAACUUUGAAAGCUCCAGCGACGACUCCAGUGACGACGACGAACCGGAAAUGGUCGUGGCGUCGACGGCUUCCAGCGAAAACGACGACGAAGAGGACGACGAAACGGGAGUGCCGAAGCAGUUUGCCAAGAAGAAGCACGGCAGCAGCGCGGCGAAGGACGAGGAACCGGCCAUGAAGCGGCCACGGUUCGAUGAGGCGACAACGAGUAGUGGGUCGGGAACAUCGGCGGCCACCGCGGCUCCGUACUACUCCGACAUGACGCGCCGGAUGAUGGAGAAGAUGAACUACGACGCGAGCAAGGGGUUGGGAAAGCGCGGCCAGGGCCGGGUGGACAUUGUUCCGGUGUCGCAGCAGAAGGGACGGAGAGGAUUGGGUUUAAAGCUCGAUCAGCUCGACCAGGCGGCUUCCGGUUUCGACGAAACCGCAGAAGUACUCACCAUCCCCGAGAAGGUCACGUGGUUCGAGGCGGGCACGGAAGAGUCCGAGCUGGCAAACCUGAGCCGUGACGUUCUGGAAGGUUGGCUUCGGUACGGCUCGCCCAAGAUGAACAUCGACGACGAGGACCAGUUUUGCGAACCCGCAGUGUUGGAGAAGGUGCUCGAGUCGAAGACGGCAUUCGACAAGCUGGGCGCGCAGGACAUGCGGAUGGCCCGGACACGGUCGAACCCGUUCGAGACGAUAAAGUCGAGCAUUUUCAUGAACCGGGCCGCGGUCAAGAUGGCGAACAUGGACUCGAUGUUUGAUUACAUGUUUACAAGUCCGGUGGACGGGGCGGGGAAUUCGCUGGUGAAGGAUUCGGAUCUGCUUUACUUUGCUGACGUUUGUGCGGGCCCGGGCGGAUUUUCGGAGUACUUUUUGUGGAGGAAGAAGUGGCUUGCGAAGGGGUUUGGGUUCACGCUGAAGGAGUGUAACGACUUUAAGCUGGAGGACUUUAAGGCGGGGACGCCGGAGACGUUCGAUACUUACUACGGGCCGAAGGAGAACGGGGACGUGUUUGAUCCGGAGAAUAUCCAGGCGUUUGCGGAUUACGUGCUGCGGCAGACGGAAACGGGGGUGCACGUUAUGAUGGCCGACGGCGGGUUCUCGGUUGAGGGAAGGGAAAACGAGCAGGAAAUCUUGUCGAAGCAGUUGUAUCUGUGUCAGAUAUUGGUCGCUUUGAGUAUCGUCCGAACGGAGGGACACUUUGUGGUGAAGUUGUUCGAUCUGUUUACGCCGUUCAGCGUCGGGUUGAUCUACCUGGUCUCGAAGUGCUUCAAGAAGAUUUCAAUUUGUAAGCCGAACACGAGUAGGCCGGCGAACUCCGAGCGAUAUUUGGUGUGCAAGUGGAAGAAUCCCGGUACGGACGCCAUCCAGCGGCAUCUGUUUGAGGUGAAUGAAUUUUUGUUCAACAAGAAAGAUCAGAAAGACAUUUUGGAGUUGGUGCCGUUCGACGUCCUUAAAGAGGACGAAGCCUUCUUCCGGUACGUGUACGAUAGCAAUAACGAAAUCGGAAGAAAUCAGGUCGUUGGUCUGCGGAAGAUUGCCGCUUACACGGAGAACACCAACUUGGUAGAGUCCCGGCAGGCCAAGAUCCGCAGCGAUUGCCUAACUAUUUGGAAGCUACCGGACGUGCUACGAAGACAUCCCCCGCCAGCGAAACCGGACGAAUACGCGCGCCAAAUCCUCGGCGACUGGCAGCAGCAGUUCCUCUCCUCCGAAGGCUACCCGCUUCAGCCAAAGGAAGACCUCUUCUCGUCGAUCCACGGCUGGCAGUUUGUCCCGGUUGCCGUUACCGAGCACGUGGACAAAACCAUCCGCACCUGCUUCUUGGGCCGCGGUGGCAAAGACGUUUUCUACUUUGACAAAAACUUCUGGAACCGCCUCCAGGACGCACACCUGGAACUCCCCCCGAAAACCCUCGUCUACGGCGAAGUCGUCAAAGAACUGCAAGGCGAAGGUCGCUCCCAAGUCGCCAUCCACGCGUUUCACAUCAUCGACGGCCUCAUGCUUGGCGGCGUCGACAUCCGACGACUGCCCCUCGCCGAACGACUGCGCAUGUGCGAAAAGUUCGCCAAAGCCAUCAACAAACCGCCCAAACCGGACUCGUCCGGAACGCGCACCAUGCCCGUCCGCAGCAAACGCUGCUUCGAGCUGUACGGCAUGGAAGACUUCUUCGAGCGCAUGGACACCUACCAACUCAAGGACGGCGCCCGCCGGAAAGGCUACAAGGUGCGCAACACGAACGAACCGGACCGCUUUUACGUGCCCCGCGGUCUGCUCUUCCUGUCCGAAGUCCGCAACGACUACCUGAAGCAAUUCUCCAAGACCCACAACAAGUUCUACUACUACCACAAGGCUCGCAAGGCGUCCUUCUUUCCGGACCAGAUGAAGUGCGUCGAGGAAACGAUCGCCUCCUUCCGGAACUGUCUGGAGAAUCGCGUCCUCUGGACCUGGGCGGACGUCCGGCAGGUGCUGAGCGAGCAGGAAAGUGCCCGCGUCGUAAAGGACCCGCAGCUGGUGUAUCGUACCGACCUCGAGCAGUUUCUGGUGAAGAAAAGCGUCUGACGUUAGUGGCGGGUGCGUGAGCGUUAGUGUUGGCGUUUGCGUGUGCUCCAAUGAAUUGUUAAUAAAAAGUUUGAUCAACUCAGUAGCGAUUGGAAAAAA